UCCAGCCAUGAUCUCCCUCCGAACGCUGUUAGUGUUGGCAACGCUGGUGUUCUUAGUCCUUAUCGCUCUGAAUCCUUCUCCUCCUUCUCCUUCCCUUCCUUUCUCCCCUCAUCCCAUUUCCGAGAGUGAGAGGGACCAAAAGAAGGAAGAGGGGAAUGGUCAAGACCUUUCGGGGAAGUUACGGGAGGUCAGGUGGACGAGAGGAGAGCGACCAUGGAGACAGGUCGUGGCUUCGUGGGACAAAAAGUUCAAGGUACCUUCCAGAGCAGAAGGUCCGGUCUUAAACCCAUACCCAGAUCAAGUGACGUUUUUAGUGAAUGAGGAGAAAGCUUGUAAGGACCCCCCUUUGGCACUGGCGUUGGUGGUCACUGCCCCUUCGAAUGCCAAGAAAAGGCACUUCAUUCGGAAUACGUGGGGUCAUCCUGCCUUGGUCGAGGUCACGGGGAUUCGACCAAUCUUCGUUGUGGGUCAGACGGUGGAUCCUGCGGCACAGGCCACGCUUUCGCACGAGACGUCCCAACAUCACGACGUCAUCCAGGCCAACUUCCGCGACUCUUACCAGAACCUUACCUACAAAACGACCGCUCUACUCACCUGGGCGUCGACUUAUUGCUCCUCCACACCCAUCGUCCUCAAAAUCGACGAUGAUGUCAUUCCCAAUCCCAUAGCCUUGAAGAAAUGGCUCGUCAACUUCCUCGAAUCGAAUCCCCAUCCUAGUGAAAUCCUGGGGAAAGUGAGGUGCUGUGAUCCUGUGCUUCGUUCGGGAAAGUGGGGUGUCUCGAAUGAGGACUAUCCUGGGAAUUCUUAUCCUCCAUACGUGGCUGGUCCUUCUUAUAUGGUGCCGAUGCCCGUUGUGUCUGCGCUGCUACAUGCUGUUAGGAGGACGCAAUUUCUAUUUUUGGAAGACGUUUAUACAACCGGACUCGCCGCCAAGAAGGGAAGUAUCUCUCACUACAACAUCUUCACUCUUACGAACUCCCUACCCAAUAAAAUUGACGUGCUCUGGUGUUCGGGAGCAAGAGUAUUUCAAGAGAACGUUGGCCUAAAAGAAGCAACGAGAGGAUGGAACAAGAUUCGCGAGUUGGAAGGCAUCACUGAGCCUCCAGAAUAUGUAUUCACUCCCUGACCUUCAAUCGUUAUUAGUCCUCUUCCUUUCCCUUCUUGAUCUGAGUUUACGUUAUUAACCUUAUAUUGCAUAUUCUGGAUUUUUAUUUUAUUUUUUAUUUUUUGUUUUUUUUUUUUUUAUUUUUUUCUUAAGCAUGUCUUUGGAAAUUGUUUUUCGCAGUUUGUUUAGGAUUUAUUUGUUUGUUUCAUCCCUGCCACACACAUACACACAUUACGUUACAUUUUACUUUAUCUAUUUUCUCUUAGUUCAAAAUGGUAUCUUGGUCACUUAGUCACUACACAUAAUUUGUAAUAUAAAAUGGUAUGGUAUAUCAAAUUCAUGGCAUAAAGUGUUCUUUGAACGACUUAUUUUUAAUUCCAAUACGUUGUGGAUUAUUGUUAUAUUCUAUAUGCUUUAUGCUUAUAUCAUAAGGUGUAACUCCCUAAAAUAAAAAAGGAGGAGGGGACCAAGGGAAAAAUGGAGAUAUGCAUGUUGUAUAGAAUAAUGUAAAUGUGAAUAUGUAAUAAAAUAUUUGUAUCGACAA
Molecule: messenger RNA, 1649 nt
Organism: Penaeus indicus
Lineage: Eukaryota; Metazoa; Arthropoda; Malacostraca; Decapoda; Penaeidae
Product: beta-1,3-galactosyltransferase 1-like
Exons: 5
Coding region: 8-1126 (372 amino acids)
Cellular component (GO): Golgi membrane
Molecular function (GO): hexosyltransferase activity
Source: RefSeq, a predicted model, not a curated record